AUGCUUAGUAUAAAUCCGACUUAUUUCUAUGAGAUAUCUGUUACGAUAAAUAAUGUUGAAUUAUUAUCCAAGGAAAUAUUUGGCAAUUUCAUGGAGAUUGACUUAUUAGAUGGUCUUAAAGAAAUCCAUUAUUAUUUGGCCAAGUUAGGAGUAUCAAUCAAAGAAGUGUUAUUUUUUGCGUCUAACAUUCUUUCGUAUUUUUCUAAAAAUCACAAUGAAUUUGUCAAAGGAAGGAAGAAUGAUCUUGACUCUCGAGGAAAAAUUAAUAAUUUAGCUGAUCCCCAUUUAAAUUAUAUUGGCGAAUCCAUCGAAAAGUGCAAAAUAUUUGCUGAUCUAUUCAGUGAAUUUUACAAAUUUCGUAACAGUGCGAUUGCGAAACUUGAAGAGUCACUUCAGAAUAUUGAAAAUAAAACGGAAAAAAACAUAUACGAACAAACGUUAGAAAAAAAGAACGAGGUCGACGAAUGGGUUCAAAAAUCCAAAGGACGCCUUCGUCUAAUUACAAAUUAUAAGAGGAAAGCAGAUGAAGGAAACACUAGUUUAAAAGAAUUAAAUGAAAAAGGCUAUAAAAAUUUGAUUAUGGAUCGUCUGAUUGUCGAAUUGGAAUGCAUUAAGAAUAGAUUGGAAAUUUUAAAAUCGAAAGAAGUAUCAGACUUUUGGAAACGAAUUAUCGACGAAUUUCAAAUAAACAGAGAAUUAAUGAAGGAAAAUUUAAAUCAUGGCGAAUUAUAUGUAAAAGAGUAUGCAAUUGAUCAUACAAUUGAUCACUGGUCAAAAAUUGGAUACAUUAUUGAUACUUUUUGCCAAAAUUGGGGAUUUAAAGUUGUGGAAUUAUAA
Molecule: messenger RNA, 837 nt
Organism: Acaulospora morrowiae
Lineage: Eukaryota; Fungi; Glomeromycota; Glomeromycetes; Diversisporales; Acaulosporaceae
Source: the annotation of a GenBank genome assembly